AUGGCAUCUAGCUCAAUGUCUGCCACUGGCUCAUGGAGUGCCAAGGACAACAAAGCCUUUGAAAGGGCUCUAGCUGUAUAUGACAAGGACACUCCUGACCGUUGGUACAAUGUUGCUAAGGCUGUUGGUGGAGGGAAGACCCCAGAGGAGGUGAAGAGGCACUAUGAACUCCUCCUCAGGGAUGUUAGGCACAUUGAAUCAGGGCAAGUGCCAUUCCCAAAUUACAAGCAAAGUGGAGGUUCUGAAGAGGAGAAAAGGCUCAGAAACAUGAAGCUCCAGUGA
This is a messenger RNA of Sphenostylis stenocarpa, 282 nucleotides long. NCBI's taxonomy places the organism in Eukaryota, Viridiplantae, Streptophyta, Magnoliopsida, Fabales, Fabaceae. The record is from the annotation of a GenBank genome assembly.